UCUUCACACUUUGUAGAUCGAUUCAAUUAAGCUAUUGCCGAACGGUUCUUCUGAGAAUUCAACAAUGGCUCGACGAAACUACAUGACGGAGAUAGGUUCCAUCGCAUGCGAUGAUCUAACUGAAUUGGGUUCUGGCAAGGAAGGUUGGCUCAUUGACAACCCUAAUCUCAUCGUUGCUCUUGACACCAAUUCUAUCGCCCUAUCCGUUCGUUACCACAUCCUCGUCCUUGGAUUCUCCAAUGGAGCAGAUCCAUCGAAGCCUCUGGCUAAGAUCCAGCCUGAUCUGAAUGCGAUUGAGGCGGAGUAUAUAUCUGCAAUCGAAUGGCUAGUUUUCGGAGAUGAUAGGGCACUUGCUAUUGGGACCUCAUGUGGGUAUCUUAUGAUUUUCUCUCUCCGUGGAGAUCUAAUCCACAAACAGCUGGUAUAUCCUGGACGAAUUCUCAAGUUGAGAGUUCGUGGCACCAAGAGAGACAUGAAUGAAGAGGUGUCUUCAGAAGUCUGCGUGGUGAUUCCCGGAAUUAUUGGUCGUUUUGAUGGGUCUGUUGUUCAAAGCAUGUUGCAAAGCUGGCUUGAAGAAAAACAAAGGCAGACAUGGGAUCAAAAGGCUCCUCCUGAUGAAUCUGGAAAUGGUUAUGCUAAGUUACCUUAUCAGUUGUGGAAUGUUAACAAAUAUGGAUCUUGUGCUGAUGCUGCAAUAACUGGCAUAAUGCCCCCUCCACUGAUGGAACUGCAGUCAAGUCAACAUUAUUAUUCUGCUGUCACUGUUGGAAAUGAUGCCGUUAUUUCAGCUUUUAGACUUUCUGAGGACAGAAGCAGAUCCUUGGUUGGAGCUAUUUUAUCUAAAGUUGUUCCUGCAACAUUUUCGACAAUAGCAACUUUUUCCAAAAUGAUAUGGAGAAGCGAGCCGUCACCACCAACAAAGAAGCCAGAGGAGAAGCCUCAAUCAUUUGCUCGAGCUUCUCCUCUUACAUGUUUGAAGGAUAGCCCUAGAAAGGGAGAGAAGCUGACACUAUCACCUGGUGGUACAUUGGCAGCAAUAACAGAUUCUCUUGGCCGUAUAUUACUUCUGGACACAAAAGCCCUAGUUGUUGUUCGAUUAUGGAAGGGAUAUCGUGAUGCUAGUUGCUUCUUUAUGGAAAUGCUUGUUAAAGGAGAUUCUGCAGCUUCUACAUCUGCAUAUGUUAAUCAUGUUAAGAAUGAUUAUUACCUAUGCCUAGCCAUUCAUGCUCCUAAAAAAGAGAUUAUUGAGAUUUGGCAGAUGAGAACAGGGCCACGACUCCUCACCAUUCCUUGCCCUAAAGGGAGCAAAAUACUGCAGCCUACUUAUAGAUUUGGAUCAUCAUCAAUGUCGACUUCAUCUUACGCACCUUUGGAAGUUUUCUUACUGAAUGGUGAUUCUGGGCAAUUGUCGGUACUAAAUCGAUCUUUCAGUUGACUUGGAUUUUCUUUGACUCCUUUUGCCAAAGUUAGUUAUCAUUAUCACAAAUAUUGGCCAAACACAGGUUUGAGUUUUUUCUCUCUUUAUAUAUACUUUGCUUGUAUGAAGCUGUUAAUUUUUCUGGGUGAUGGACUAAAGAUGAAGACAUUAUAUAGAUAGAGGUGUUUGAUGUACAUUUCAUUAUAUGAAUGAUAUUAUAUUAUUCAUUUUUUUUCU
Impatiens glandulifera is the source of this 1654-nucleotide messenger RNA. RefSeq names its product rab3 GTPase-activating protein non-catalytic subunit. The record is from RefSeq and is a predicted model, not a curated record. The transcript is spliced from 8 exons. Bases 65 to 1435 code for a protein of 456 amino acids. NCBI's taxonomy places the organism in Eukaryota, Viridiplantae, Streptophyta, Magnoliopsida, Ericales, Balsaminaceae. Gene Ontology annotation, biological process: regulation of GTPase activity.